AUGAUCACUUUAAUAACUCAAUUGACAGAUUAUUUUGAAACAUUAAAACAAUCAAAAACAACGGAUCCAAGUGGUAUUAAUUUUUCGUUUGUACUUGAUUUUGAAAAGCAUUAUGAUCGAUCAGAUACAUUAAAUUAUCCAAUUUUAAGAGAUUUAAAAACAUUUAUGAUAGAACAAUGGCAUAAUUCAUUUUUUUAUGCUAUAGUCUAUUUAUUAUUAAUUUAUACUGGUCAAAUUUAUAUGAAAACACGACCACGUUUUGAAUUACGUUCUGCUUUGACCUUCUGGAACAUUUUAUUAGCAUUAUUUUCCAUUUUUGGAGCAAUACGUGUUAUACCAGAAAUAAUUUAUGUGUUGUACAAACAUGGUUUUACCUAUUCAAUAUGCAAUAAUUCAAAUGCUUUUGGUGUUACGGGAUUUUGGACGUGGGCAUUCUGUUUUGCAAAAUUACCUGAGCUAAUAGAUACCGUGUUCAUUGUACUUAGAAAACAACCACUCAUAUUUUUACAUUAUUAUCAUCAUGCAACAGUUCUUAUAUAUUGUUGGUAUUCAUAUCAUGAUUUAACUGCAAGUGGAAGAUGGUUUUGUUCAAUGAAUAGUCUUGUACAUGCUAUAAUGUAUACAUAUUAUGCAUUGAGAGCAUUAAGAUUUAAAAUUCCACGUUAUGUAUCCAUGGUGAUUACAUUAUUACAGUUAUUACAAAUGAUUAUUGGAUGUUAUAUUAAUUUAAAAAUUUGGGAUAUUAAAAAAAAUGGUGAAACAUGUCAAGUUAGCGAUGAUAAUUUAAAAUAUUCCAUGAUUAUGUAUGCCACCUAUUUUUUGUUAUUUGCACACUUUUUUGCUAGUGCCUAUAUUAAACCAUCAUCAUUAACAAUAAGAGGAACACAUUUAGAAAACGAUAAAAUCAAAUCAGAAUAA
Molecule: messenger RNA, 918 nt
Organism: Didymodactylos carnosus
Lineage: Eukaryota; Metazoa; Rotifera; Eurotatoria; Philodinida; Philodinidae
Source: the annotation of a GenBank genome assembly